Messenger RNA from Drosophila elegans, 2479 nucleotides. RefSeq names its product trichohyalin. The record is from RefSeq and is a predicted model, not a curated record. Bases 131 to 2221 code for a protein of 696 amino acids. The transcript is spliced from 2 exons. Lineage: Eukaryota; Metazoa; Arthropoda; Insecta; Diptera; Drosophilidae.
UGCUAUAAAAGCGGUCACAAUCCUCUGGCCAAGUCAUUCCAGUUGCACAGCCUGCUGGUGAAACAGCAGCGAACUAAAUCUUCUAACUUUUUUUUCUUGUGUACCUGAGACUAAACAGUAUUUGCGACCAAUGAUGAUGAGGCUUCGGCUCAGCGUCCUGCUCCUGCUGCUCCACCUUGGCUGUCUGACCUUGGCACUGGCAAGCAGUAGGAUAUCCUGCGGCAGCUCCAUCUGCGGUGGCCGCCGCUGGGAUGUCCACCAUCGGCUGGAUGACUACGACGAGCACAUGGUCUACAGACAGAGCACAGUGCCGGUGGAGUCAGUGGCACGCGAUGAUCGUGGGAACGAGAGGCGCGAGGAAACGACUGUCAGGUUUGACUCAUCUCCUCGUGAAACUCGUGAGGAGCGAGUAGAGCGACGGGAAGCUCAUGAUGAGCGGGUAGAACCACGUGAAACUCGUGAAGAGCGAGUAGAGCGGCGGCUUGUUCGCGAUGAGCGAGUACAGCGAAGAGAAGCUCGGAAUGAACGAGUACUGCAAACUGAAACUCGUGAUGAGCGAGUACAGCGAAGUGAAGCUCGUGAGGAGCGUGUAGAACGCCGUGACAAUCGUGAAGAGCGACGUGAGAGUCGGGAUGAGCGAGUACAGCAACGUGAAGAUCGUGAGGAACGAAUGAAUCCACGGGAAGUUCAUGAAAAGCGAGUAGAGCCUCGUGAAAAUCGUGAAGAACGCCGUGAGUCUCGUGAAAAUGGCGCAGAACGACGUGUGGUUCGUGAAGAGAAAGUAGAGCGGCGUGAAAUGCGUGUUGCACGCAAUGAACCUCGGGAAGCUCAAAUGGAUCGCGUGGACCGACGGGAGGAUCAAGAAUUCAACAAGCGACUGGUCGAAACUCGUCGGGAAACAGCAGACGAGAGAAUUGGUGAACGCCGAGUACUCCGUGAAAUUUCCAGACGUGAAGAACGCGAUAAUCGUAUUGAUGCCCGAGACAAUCGUCGUGGCGACAGAGCUAACGUAGAAACGGAACUCUCCAGGCGUAUGGAACGUGGACCAGUUGAGCGAGCUGAACGAGAAUCUGAGCAGCGGAUGGAGCGAAACAAUCUUCGGCGAACAGAGCGAGACAUUCGCGUGCAAGAUGAACAACCAGAAGAACGACGAUUCGAACGAAACUCUGCCAGACGCGAAGAGCGAGAGAACCGCGUUCGAUUUGAAAUUCGUCGAUUGAGCGAAUCACGCGAUAAUCUUCGCAGGGAAGUUCGCGAAAAUGAUCGCCGAGAAGAACGUAGUGAUCUCCGGCGGGAGGAACGAGACUCAGCCAGGCGGGAGGAGCGUGAGGAAAGCCGUAGGGACGAAGGUCUCGACAGGCACAACAUGCAGCGAGUGGAACGUGUAGACCUUCGUCGACAAGAACGACGCAUCGAGGAAUCCACUGAUAGGGAUAUGUCCAGACGACAGGUUGAAAGUGAAUCUCUUCGAAGUGAUCGUGGUGUAGAGCUAGACAAUCUGCAAAGGGUUGGAGUUGAGCGAGCAGAAGCCAGGCAAUCACAAAUCCGCCGCGUUGAACGGAGAGCAGAACGUGAAGAAGUACGAAGGGAAGAACGUGUAGCAGAGCGCAGGGUGGAGCAAAGCGAGGAGGAAGAUCUCUCAAGGGUCGAACGUAUUUCCGUCAGGCGGGUGGAAGAACUACGAGAGGAGCGAGAAAACCAAAGGGGAGAGGAACGCGAGGAUAUUCGACGUGUGGAUCGAAGAGAAGAACAAGAAGUGAGGCGGGAAAUGAACGAGCGACGAGAGGAACGAGAAGACACUCGUCGAGUAGAACGCUAUAACCUACGAAGAGUCGAGCGAGAUGUUGAAAGAAGAGAGGAACGUGAAGACACUCGUCGAGAGAGAGAGGAAGUAGCAACUCCACAAAGGGAGGAUCGAGUGGACCGUGAUGAUUUGCGAAGAGAAGAGCGAACAGUUCAAAGGCGUGUGGACAGAGAUUUCCAACCAGUGGGACGUGAAUCUUCCAGGCGCGAGAUCCGUGAGCCUUUGGAGGAGCGUGAACUUCUGGCUACCCAAGUUAAAUCCAAGGGCUGGUUGAGCUACGGCAAGCGAGAGCUUCUGAUGACCGGACAGAUUCUCCUCCUGGCAGCGCUCUACAAGAAGUCAACAGCCAGUGGCAAGGGAUUUGGCCAUGCUUUGAAUGAGCAAAUUCAGGGCUAUCUGCAGGCCAUCGGCUGCUAGGCUUCUAAUCCCCAACUUGAUAGAACCAAAAACGAGUAAAUGGAUAUGGCACGACUAACCCCGGAAAAUGCAAACGGACCCGAAGGCGAGCAACGAGCAGAAGGAUGGGACAUAAUGCUCCGCAUGAGCAUUGCACAAUUUAAUCCAACUGUUACUGUAACCAAAAUCCUUUUUCUCCUGUUAUAGCCGACAAAAGCAUAACGAAAAUAUAUGAUGGGAUGCUCUCGAGUAGUCGAGCAUCUGCAAACUGCAUUGCAA